GGCCACUGCAAUAAAACGAGCGUAGCCACGUCAGUUCAGCCCUUUGCCUCGCCGCCACACACCGCGGAUGUCGAGCCCUAGCGUGAAGGCCAUCUUCGUCCUCGACGCCGAGGGCAACCGCCUCUGUGCCAAGUACUACGACCGCGUCGGGUACCCGACGUUGAAGGACCAGACCGCGCUCGAGAAGAAGAUCUGGGCCAAGACCAAGAACAUGAACGCGCGCAUGGAGGCCGAGAUCAUCCUCAUCGACAACAUCGUCGCCGUGUUCCGUAGCCAGAACGAAAGCACGAUGUUUGUUGUCGGCGGCGCCCACGAGAACGAACUCAUUUUGCUGCAUGUGCUCGACGGCGCCUUUGAAGCCGUGAGCAACAUGCUCAAGGGCCACAUGGAUCGGCAUUCGGUGCUCGACAACCUCGAGCUCGUGCUCUUGACGUUCGAUGAAGUCCUCGACGGCGGCGUCAUCUUUGAGACCGACACACAAUCCAUCACGAACCGCGUGCUCAUGCGCGGUAUCGACAACGAGGUGCCCCUCACCGAGCUUACGAUCGGCCAGGCCUUCAUGACGGUGCGGGAGCAGUGGUCGCGCUCGUUCCGGAGCGGCUAGAGCGCGACGACGUCCUCUCGUCCUCUUCAAUAUACACACAGCACUCUUCCAUG
Saprolegnia diclina VS20 is the source of this 657-nucleotide messenger RNA. RefSeq lists its product as hypothetical. NCBI's taxonomy places the organism in Eukaryota, Oomycota, Saprolegniomycetes, Saprolegniales, Saprolegniaceae. The record is from RefSeq and is a predicted model, not a curated record. The transcript has 4 exons. Gene Ontology annotation, biological process: intracellular protein transport; intra-Golgi vesicle-mediated transport; retrograde vesicle-mediated transport, Golgi to endoplasmic reticulum. The coding region runs from base 68 to 604 and encodes 178 amino acids. Gene Ontology annotation, cellular component: COPI vesicle coat.